AUGCUCACCACAUCAGAAAUGGCGGGACUCAUCUGCCUCAGAUGCAAGGAACUCGGCAUCCCCGAGGUCUAUCAGACGGACAACCUCCCCGACACGGGCGAGAUUGCCGCCGAGCGUGUGGUGGUCAUACCCAAGGGCGAGAGCGACGGCACAAAGUGGCGCAAGACCCCGAUAGAGGUCAACGUGCUGACCCCGAACGUUCAGACCCGAUACCUCGACAUUCCGAGGCUCAUCGAAAUAGAGAGGGCGGUGCGUCAGUUGUUCAAGGGCGUGACGUGCGGGCAGGACGACGAGGGACGGGCGUGGCGGUAUCAUCUGACGGCGGUCACCCGUAUAAACUCAACGCAACUGCGCGGAAUUGACAUCCUCAAACUUUGGCACUUCGACCCUACCGCAGUGUCGGCAGACCUCACACCCGAGGCGCUUGCCACACUCCUCAAGGGCGAGAAAGUCACUGAGGUCAAGAACGUGCAUCAGGACACUUGGAACAUUGAGGAGGGCGAGGCAUCGCAGGACUCCUACAAGAACCAACUUACGGGCUCGGUGUACCGAAUGGGCGCAAAGACUAUGGGCGACAUCACAAUCGCCUUCACAAUCGGCCAGUACGACUACGAGACCAAGCAGUUGCUCCUCGGCGGCGACCUUAUCAAGGACGGCGAGGACAACGUGGUGGGUUGGAAACGUGCAAGGGGAAUCGUCGAAAUCAAGAGGGGCGUAAUCGCCCUCACCGAGGACGGCGUUUACAUCGUCGCCCCUUACUGCAACUUCUCCGCCCGUGAGCAGAACCAAGACGGCGCAAUCGGUCUCGGCGUUUCCGCCACCGUGCUUGAGCCACUCUCCGAGGGUGUGCAUCCCGAGUAUUGGUUCGACGAGAGCGCCGUGAAGUUGUCAUAA
Molecule: messenger RNA, 894 nt
Organism: Cylicocyclus nassatus
Lineage: Eukaryota; Metazoa; Nematoda; Chromadorea; Rhabditida; Strongylidae
Source: the annotation of a GenBank genome assembly